Messenger RNA from Mesitornis unicolor (brown roatelo), 2718 nucleotides. It is a transcript of the gene PIGG, whose product is annotated as phosphatidylinositol glycan anchor biosynthesis, class G. Bases 1 to 2718 code for a protein of 905 amino acids. Gene Ontology annotation, biological process: GPI anchor biosynthetic process. Gene Ontology annotation, cellular component: endoplasmic reticulum membrane. NCBI's taxonomy places the organism in Eukaryota, Metazoa, Chordata, Aves, Mesitornithiformes, Mesitornithidae. The transcript is spliced from 13 exons. The record is from RefSeq and is a predicted model, not a curated record.
AUGGUUUCUAACUGGUCCAAAAUUCCUCUACCGCUUUUUAAAAAAGUAGUCAUUGUGCUGAUAGAUGCUUUGAGAGAUGAUUUUGUGUUUGGAUCCAAAGGCAAACAGUUCAUGCCAUAUACUACGCAAGUUGUUGAAAAAGGGACAUCCCACAGUUUCAUUGCUGAAGCAAAGCCGCCCACUGUGACUAUGCCUCGAAUUAAGGCUUUGAUGACAGGUAGCAUACCUGGUUUCAUUGAUGUUAUUGUGAAUCUCAAUUCUCCAGCUUUGUUGGAUGACAAUUUGAUAUGGCAGGCAAAAACAGCUGGGAAAAGAAUAAUCUUUUUUGGUGAUGAUACUUGGGUUAAGUUGUUUCCAAAGCAUUUUGUGGAAUAUGAUGGAACAACAUCCUUUUUUGUGUCCGACUUUACAGAGGUUGAUGAUAAUGUUACCAGGCAUUUGGAUAGAGUAUUAAAGAGAGAAGACUGGGAUCUUCUAAUACUACAUUACCUUGGGUUGGACCACAUUGGACAUAUGACUGGACCAAACAGCCCAUUAGUGGGACCAAAACUUCGUGAAAUGGAUAACGUCUUGAAGAAGAUUCAUAUUUCUCUUCUUUCAAAGGUAGAAGAACCUUCUCUGCCCAAUUUGCUUGUUGUCUGUGGGGAUCAUGGAAUGUCUGAAACAGGAAGUCAUGGUGGCUCUUCAGAAGGAGAAGUGCACACACCACUGCUGUUUAUCAGCUCUGCUUUUGAAAAGAGAAGUGGUCCUUUAACUCAGCCUGAAGUUGUACAGCAAACUGAUUUAGCUAGCACACUGGCAGUAGGUCUUGGUCUACCGAUUUCAAGAAACAGUGUUGGAAACCUUAUAUUGCCAGUUGUGGGACGCAAGACAAUGAGAGAGCAGCUGCGUUUUAUGCACUUGAAUGGGUUCCAGCUUAGCAGACUGCUGCAAGAGAAUACACCUGCAUAUGAAAAAGAUCCUGGAUAUGAGCAUUUCAAGAUAGCAGAAAAGUCCCAUGGUAAUUGGAUCAAACUGUAUUUAGAGGGAAAUAAUUCAGAAAUACUCUUAAAUAUUGGCAAAAAGGUCCUGAAGCAAUAUUUGGAGGCCCUGAAAACUCUGAGUUCUUCACUAAGCAAACAAGUGGCACAAUACGACAUGUAUUCCAUGAUGGUGGGAACUGUGAUCGUUAUGGAGGUUCUGCUGCUGCUUUUGCUUAGCAUUCCAAAAGCCCUGAGCAGCCGGGCAGAAUUUGAAGUGCCCCUCUCCCCUCCACUAUUCUCUCUGCUGUUUUACUUGAUGUGUCUGAUGCUCUGUGCAGUUCACGUCAUUGUAUGCACAUCAGCAGAAAGUUUAUGCUAUUUCUGCAGUAUGUCCUGGUUAACAGCAGUUGCAGUGAUGAUGCUGAUUUCUGCACUCAUGUGUGGUAUUUUGUCUGCCAUUGCAAAGAUCUUCGAGAAUUCCAGACUUCCACUCAAGAAUCCGGUCAUGUCUAGUUCCAGCUGGUCAGAAAUCAAUGUGCUGAUUCUGGCUGGAACGAUUGGUCAUGUUUUGAGUUUGGGGUCAAGCAGUUUUAUAGAAGAAGAACAUCAAACCUGGUAUUUUCUUAUUAAUACGCUUUGUUUGGUGCUGUGUCAGGAACUCUGUAGAAAUAAUUUUCUUCUGAGAGAAAGUGACCCUCGACAUAGCACCACUGUGAAACAGAAUUUUGAUAGUGUUGGAGAAGCCUCUGAGUGCAAGAAUAUAGACAUUCCAGCAGUAGGUAAUUCAAAAUUGGGCAAGGCCACCUCUUCACCUGAAUUCAUAAAAGGAGCAGAUAAGUGGAUAAGCUUAACAAGUCCAUGGAUCAUCCUUAUUUGCUGUCGGCUACUUCGAUCCUUGAAUCAGACGGGCAUCCAGUGGGCUCAUCGGCCAGACUUUGGUCACUGGCUGACCAGCUCUGAACAUAAAUCUGAACUCUCCUUGUUGGCUGCAGUCUCCCUACUUAUGAUCUUCGUUCUGGCUCAAAGAAGAUGCUCCCUGGUUUCAAAAAUUGCCAUGGCACUUGGGCUCCUGGGAGUCUACAGUUACCGGGCGGCUAUUGGAAAUGUCGUAUUCCCAUGGCAACAUGACAGCAAAGAUAUUUCAAAGGGGAUUACUGAAGCUCGUUUUGUUUAUGUCUUUGUUCUUGGCAUAGUCUUCACUGGCACUAAAGAUUUACUAAAGUCACAGGUUAUAUCUGCAGACUCCAGCGUAAGGAGUACAGGAUUAUGGGAAGUGUAUAGUGGAUUGGUUCUGCUAACAGCCCUUCUACUUAGACCUCACAAUUUACCAGUUUUGGUGUUUUGUCUGCUGAUUCAGACAAUGAUGACAAAAUACAUCUGGAGACCUUUGAAAUUUGAUGCAGCACAGAUUACUAUCAUGCACUACUGGUUUGGCCAAGCUUUCUUCUAUUUUCAGGCAGUCAGCUCUGAUUAUGACCUUCUGAGAGCAGCCCUUAGUGGAGCUGGCAAGAGGCUGAAGGUCAUUAAUGAAGAUGUGAAACAGGAUGAGCCCUGGUGUCAGGCCCUGGGGUUGAUUGCUAGUUCCUGGCCUCCAGGUGGACUUUGUGCUGCUGACCACAACCGAAAAGCAGGGAAGUCUUUGCUUGAUGACAGCUUUCAGAUCCCUUUCCUUACUUCUGUGCCUUCCAGUGGAGGUGCACUGUUUUUACUGAGUAAACUACAGGUGUCCCAGAUUUACUACCUGUCUUGGCCAUGA